GCUAUCCACUGCGAUUGCUCGGAGUGUGCAUCUGAAAAGGACUUCACAGCAGUAUUAUAUCUACAGCCACUUAUUUGAUUUACUCGCCAUCUCUAUUUCUGUCUAUUGAACAAGUUUUCGAAGAAGAGAGUUCAGCUUCCGCAUCAUGGUCGAGGGUCAAACAGCCGUGCAGCAACAGCAGCAGCAACCAUCCGGAACGGGCGGUGCCAGCGGCGUAGGAAGCACCACCGGAUCUGGCGGAGGACCGACUCCGGCUAACAAUGUGACCAACAGCCAGGCCCAAACCAAUGGAGGCACCACUGCGGCAACGACUGCGGCAGCGGGAACCGGAUCGACAACAAAUGCGACCGCUGGCCAAGCCUCUGCAAACAAUGCGGCGAACAACAACAACAAUAAUAAUAACAACAACAACAAUAACAACAACGCCACUGCAAACAACAACAAUAAUAAUGAACCAGAUCCAAAGACCAAUUUGAUUGUGAAUUACUUGCCACAGACGAUGUCGCAGGACGAGAUUCGUUCGCUGUUCGUUAGUUUUGGCGAGGUGGAAAGCUGCAAGUUGAUUCGCGACAAGGUGACAGGCCAAAGCCUGGGUUAUGGAUUCGUCAACUACGUUAAGCAGGAGGAUGCGGAAAAGGCAAUCAACGCGUUGAAUGGCCUCCGGCUGCAGAACAAAACCAUCAAGGUCUCCAUCGCACGCCCCAGCUCCGAGAGCAUCAAGGGUGCCAAUCUCUAUGUAUCGGGUCUUCCAAAAAAUAUGACACAGUCGGAUUUGGAAUCAUUGUUCAGUCCAUACGGCAAGAUCAUAACCUCGCGUAUUCUUUGUGAUAAUAUCACUGGUCUCUCCAAGGGCGUUGGCUUUAUACGCUUCGAUCAGCGAUUUGAGGCCGACCGGGCCAUCAAGGAGCUAAACGGCACAACUCCGAAGAAUUCCACCGAACCGAUAACCGUCAAGUUCGCCAACAAUCCCAGCAGCAAUAAGAACAGCAUGCAGCCCCUGGCCGCCUACAUAGCGCCCCAAAAUACCCGCGGCGGACGAGCAUUUCCGGCCAAUGCUGCUGCCGGAGCGGCAGCCGCCGCCGCCGCAGCUGCCAUUCAUCCCAACGCGGGCCGUUACAGCUCCGUAAUCUCGCGCUACUCACCGUUGACCAGUGACCUGAUCACCAAUGGCAUGAUCCAAGGCAACACCAUUGCCAGCUCCGGCUGGUGCAUUUUCGUCUACAAUCUGGCGCCCGAGACCGAGGAGAAUGUGCUGUGGCAGCUGUUUGGACCCUUCGGCGCCGUGCAGUCAGUCAAGGUGAUUCGUGAUCUGCAGAGCAACAAGUGCAAGGGCUUCGGCUUCGUCACCAUGACAAAUUACGAGGAGGCCGUUCUGGCCAUUCAGUCGCUCAACGGCUACACACUUGGCAACCGAGUGCUUCAGGUCAGCUUCAAGACCAACAAGAACAAGCAAACGUAAUUAUUAACCAAGUUGGCUGCUGUUGUCAAUGCCAAUGCGGCGGCGGCAGCUCUGGCGGCCAAUGGUCUAGUCCUCCACAAUCAUCACCACCACAGCAACAUCGGUAGCAUCAACAACAAUAAUAAUAGUAACAGCAACAGCAAUGGCUAUCAACUUGGCAAAUACGUUAAUCACAACAGCAACAGCAGGCAGCACAACAUCAACAACAGUAACAACAGCAAUACGAGCAAACAGAAGCAAGCAUCCUCGAGCAACAAGCAACAAUCAAUGGCGCCACCUAAGAGAUUAGCAGGCAGCACUGCAGCAACAUCGGGAGAUAUGGCCGCCACUGCCACCAACAGCAGCAGCAGCAGCCACUCAAUGUCCAGUGGCGAUGCCGGAGCCACCGCAUCCUCCUCGUCGUUGUCGAGCAACAACAUACUGAAGACAUCGACGAAAUUCAUAUACAAUAAGCCCCAAAAUCAGUACGAGUUGCUGCAGCAGCAGCUGCAGUUGCAGCAGGAGUUCGCCCAGUUCUUGACCAAUGUAGCCAACACCGCCGCAGCUCCUCCGCCCAGCAACAACUCGUCCACGAGCCAGCGGAAUGGCAUCGGCAUGUCGGCCAAUUCAUCCGGUGGCGGUUCGGGCAACAAAAACAGUAACAACAGCAAUGGCUAUAUGCCAACCUGGUCUAAUUGGUUCUUUUAAAGUUUACUUUGGUUUGUCAUCAGCCCAUUUCAAGGAUUCUAUGUAAUUUUAGGCAACGAUUAAUUGGACUCAGUUUGAAGAACGCGAGUAACCGGACUUGUUCAUUUUUUGAGUUAAGAAUUUGUUUUUCAGUGAAGUAACAGUAACCAUAACUUCUUUCGUUAGCUAAGUUUGGAAAUCCCUUCUUUUUUAUUUGCUCUUAUUUAUCGUAGAUUAGAUUCAAUUUGUAGAACUUACAUUUUUUCGUUGAUGCACUUUUAAAACGUCUAGUCGACUCUCCCAAAGAGAAUAGCUUCCAGAGAGAAAGGAGGAAACAGAAAAGAUAGAGCUGUAGUUAAGUUUUUGUUUGAGAUGUAGAAGAAACAUACUCUACGGAUAUUUUUAAACAGAGAAUAAAAAAUACAAUUCGCAGGCAUUGAAGCCCCAAUCCACCAAAGAAAGAAAACAAACUUGACAAAUAUUUAAGCUAUAAAUAAAUGUAUAAAAUGAGAUACGAAAACAGAACUGAAUGCGUAAACAGAUAGAGGCGUUUGGCUUAUAGUCAAACCACUUUGCAAAUAUAGACAAUGCAGAACGAGAAGGAAGCUAGAUGCGAAAAACCAAAUAAAAAAGCAAAACAAAUAAGACAUACAUGUGUUUAUGUUUUAUAAAUUAAAUGUAUAACUUUUGCUAAAAAUAAAUGAUGUAUGCAUAAUAUAACAAUUAAA
Drosophila takahashii is the source of this 2853-nucleotide messenger RNA. Lineage: Eukaryota; Metazoa; Arthropoda; Insecta; Diptera; Drosophilidae. The record is from RefSeq and is a predicted model, not a curated record.